Messenger RNA from Hordeum vulgare subsp. vulgare (domesticated barley), 1792 nucleotides. RefSeq names its product cytochrome P450 94B3-like. NCBI's taxonomy places the organism in Eukaryota, Viridiplantae, Streptophyta, Magnoliopsida, Poales, Poaceae. Gene Ontology annotation, molecular function: iron ion binding; heme binding; oxidoreductase activity, acting on paired donors, with incorporation or reduction of molecular oxygen. The coding region runs from base 54 to 1592 and encodes 512 amino acids. The transcript has a single exon. The record is from RefSeq and is a predicted model, not a curated record.
UUUUUGCCUUUAAAUUCCCCACAGCGCUCACUAGGCAAGACCAAACUCACACCAUGGAACUCUCCUUGACCUUAUCGCUUACCUUUGUCCUCCCUCUCCUCCUUCUGAUUUACUUUCUCUACCUGCGGCAACCGCAGGAGGCCAAGAAGCAUGGCCUGAAGGUCUACCCCAUCCUCGGUACGCUGCCCCACCUGGUCAAGAACAAAGACCGCUUCCUCGAGUGGUACACCGCCGUCCUACAGCAGAGCAGUCCCAUGCAUACCCUGGCCAUCAAGGUGUUGGGCCUCACCGGAGAAGCCAUCACCGCUGAUCCGGCAUGCGUGGAGCACAUACUCAAGACUAACUUUGGUAAUUACCCAAAGGGUGAGCUCACGGUCUCCAUCCUCCAAGACUUGCUCGGCCACGGCAUCUUCAACUCCGACGGCGAUCAGUGGCUGUGGCAGCGCAAGGCCACUAGUCAUGAGUUCAGCAAGCGCUCGCUGAGGAACCUGGUGGUCAAUGCAGUGCGUUUCGAGGUCGUCGAGCGGCUGCUGCCGCUACUCGAGCGCGCCGCGGGGCGCGCUGGGCAAACUCUGGACAUGCAGGACGUGCUGGAGCGCUUUGCGUUCGACACCAUCUGUGUCGUAGCUUUUGGCGAGGACCCGGCCUGCCUCGGCAAGGAGAGCAUGAGUGCGCGCCAGAGCAUGGAGUUCAUGGCAGCGUUCAACGACGCACAGCACACCAUCAUGGCCAGGUUCAUGGCGCCUACCAAGUGGUUAUGGCGUGUCAAGAGGCUUCUCGGCAUGGAGCCGGAAAGGCGGAUGCGCUCAGCGCUCUCGACGAUCCACAGCUACGCCGGGAAGGUCGUUCGUGAGCGCAGGGAGAGAGGAGAGGAUGGGCUCGUGCGCAGAGACGACAUACUGUCGCGCCUCGCCGCAGCCGGCGAGCACACCGAACGGAGCCUCCGCGACGUGGUGACCAACCUCAUCCUCGCCGGCCGCGACACGACCUCGUCCGUGCUGACCUGGUUCUUCUGGUUAGUUUCCACGCGGCCCGACGUGGAGGAGAAUAUCAUACGGGAGAUUCGUGCGGUGCGCGGCGUGUCUGGCGGCGAAGGCGCGUCGUCUACUCCGAGCUUCGACCAGCUACGCGAAAUGCACUACCUCCACGCGGCCAUCACCGAGUCGAUGCGGCUGUACCCACCAGUGGCCGUCGACACGCACAGCUGCAAGGAGGAUGACAUCCUCCCCGACGGCACGUUCGUGGGAAGAGGGUGGCUGGUGACAUACUGUGGAUUCGCGAUGGCGAGGUUGGAGGGCAUCUGGGGCAAGGACUGCGAGGAGUUCAGGCCGGAGAGGUGGCUGGACAAGGAGGGCAUGUUCACGCCGGCGAGCCCGUUCAAGUACCCUGUCUUCCACGCGGGGCCGAGGAUGUGCCUCGGAAAGGAGAUGGCAUACCUACAGAUGAAGUCCAUCGCGGCGUGCGUGUUGGAGAGGUUCAGCCUCCGGUACGUCGGCGGGGAGGGGCAUCCAAGCCUCAUCUUGUCACUCACGCUGCGGAUGGGGGGCGGCUUGCCGAUGCAGAUGCACAGCAGGGGCGCUCCGCGUAGCUAACUACGCUGCUUCCAAGUGUGCGUCAGUCAAGUUCAUCACAUGCUCUAUCGAUCACAGUUGCUCUCUAGUCUAUUCAGGAGCUUGGUUCCGAAAAUAAACUGUCAACUUGCAAGGUUUACACUUAUAAUUGUAACUUGUAAUAAGUACGUUCAUGUGGUCCGGAAGAACAAAUACUAAUAAUAUCAUGCUAUAUUGGUAUU